This is a messenger RNA of Punica granatum (pomegranate), 1281 nucleotides long. The record is from RefSeq and is a predicted model, not a curated record. Lineage: Eukaryota; Viridiplantae; Streptophyta; Magnoliopsida; Myrtales; Lythraceae.
UUGUCUUCUUCUUGUUCCUUGUCCGACAAGCUUCUUCGUUCUCUACGAAACCUAACCGAAACCAGAACGAAUCCUUCUCCUUCCAUGGAGAAGAUGAAGAUACUGACUUCUCUUCAUCUCCUGUGAAUCAAGCCCUCCUCACUGUUAAACUUUCCCUAAUCGUGGCUUUUAGCAGCCAUGGAGUUUGUGGAAUUGCCGGACGACGACCUCAUGUCCCAGAUCGACCUGGAUUACUUCUUUUACGACUUGCCGGACGAUCUGAGCCGCCUCGGUACUGGCGUCUUCGAGACACCUUCCUCGGACUCGGCCUCUCUGUCGAUCGACGAGAUCGAGAACAUUCUGAUGAAGGACGACGAGGGUGCGGCUGCGUCUGAGACCGGCAAGGAGGUUUCCGAUGGCUUCUUCGCGGACCUGCUAGUCGAUUCGCCCUCGGAUGGCUCUUGCGAUGUCUUCGAUGGUUCGGGCGACAAGGACUCGGAGAGCGGUGGAGUCGGCGAUGAGCAGGUGGGCGCUGCGGAAGCGGUCAAUGAUGGCAAGAAUGUGGAUGAUCCGAUCGCUAAGAAACGCCAGAGGCAGCUGAGAAACAGAGAUGCUGCUCUUCGUUCGAGGGAGAGGAAGAAGAUAUACGUGAAAGACUUGGAGAUGAAGAGCAAAUACUUAGAAAGAGAGUGCUUGAGACUAGGGCGGUUGCUUCAGUGCCUUGCAGCUGAGAAUCAAGCCCUGCGCUUCAAUUUGCAGAAUAGCAAUGCAUAUGGUGCUUCCAUGACCAAGCAGGAGUCUGCUGUGCUCUUGUUGGAAUCCCUGCUGCUGGGUUCCCUGUUUUGGUUCCUGGGCAUCAUGUGCCUGUCUACCCUGCAACCGCUGCUCCGGUUAACUCUGGACGCGGCAAACGCCGGAAAGAAAGAUCUGGAAACUCAGGCUCCAAACGGAGCAAGAAAUGAGACUAACGGAUCCUAUAGAUCAUCACUGUCCCUGUUGUCCAUCAUGGGCCGAAGAUGCAAAGCGACAAAGACGAAGAUGAAGACCGAGUUUUCUAUCCCUAAUGCGCCAUCCCUCCUAGUUGCUAGUUCUAUUAUCUCCUUUUGAUCCAUAUAUAUAUUAGCAGCGACCGGUUCCUGUUUAUUUUUUGUGGAUAUAAUGUAACUGAUGUAUGAUAGGGUAUUCGGGGGAUAUCUAGUGGUCUAACGAUGUCUCAGACCAGAACCAUUGUGUUUCUCGGUUAAGUCCUUAAGUCCUUAAUGUGGAAUGCGAUUUCGGAUUUUCUUAUCCUUUUAUGCCUUA